Phlebotomus argentipes is the source of this 3059-nucleotide messenger RNA. RefSeq lists its product as uncharacterized. The transcript is spliced from 9 exons. The record is from RefSeq and is a predicted model, not a curated record. Bases 483 to 1841 code for a protein of 452 amino acids. NCBI's taxonomy places the organism in Eukaryota, Metazoa, Arthropoda, Insecta, Diptera, Psychodidae.
GCGCGCCGAUUGAGCCAUUCCACGAUUGAGUGCUGAAGCGAACACAUCGCGGCUGCUUGAGAUACAUCAGGAGGAGAGAGAGAGGUUCACUUGAUAGGAGAGUGUGGAGGAAGAGAAACAGCCAAGUGUCCAAAGUCAUCAUCUUGCAUGUCUGUUGGGGCUGAAAGUGAAAAGUAUCAGUGAUUUUUCCAAUCUCGCGAGUGCUCUGUGAUUACCCAUCGUACUCUGCACGUUUGCUAAAUGCGGAAAUUUGAGCACUGAGAGAGAGAGACACUUGAUUGGGAAUUAACGCUCAGUGAAUUGCCAAGAGAGACGGAAUUGAAGACAAAGUGAAAUUGUGCAUCAAGGCAUCAAGGAAAAGCUCGACAGAGAGAGGAAAAAUUGUGUGAUCGCGUGUGCUCUCUUCUUCUUCAUCUAAUUUAUUAUAGUUCUUUCCCUUCGCUCUUCUCUCUUUUAUUGUAAAUAGGAUAUUUGAAACCAAAAUGAAGCAAUUAGUAGUAUUAGUGUGUGUACUGGUCGUAGUUGCAGCACUUCCUGUUCCAGAGGAGCCCAAAACAUCACUAGACCUUCUGCAAAUUCCACUACAGAAUGGCAAGGAACUCGACAUUUUGUCACUCACAGACGAGAAUGGUAAAUUGAGCGAGAGGAAUAAGAGAACAAUUGAUAUUCUGCGGCAACUCUUCCCCACCAUUUCGCAGAUAAUCGAGCAGAAGAUCCAGAUGAUCCUGCCGGUCUUGAUCCGUACAGUGGGGCCACUCCUGCUGCGCGGCGGACUGGGCGGUAGUUCCGGCGGGGGCACCGCUCAGACGGGCAAUGGUGACGAUGAUGACGUCGAGACGAACGCGGGCGACCGCAAGGUUAGCGUGUCGCUGCCUGUCUUCGAGCCUGGCUCAGACGACGACGACGAGGACGAUGACUUUGUGGACAACAGCGCCAAGCCCACGAGCGCCUCGUCCACCAUUGAGCCAGAGAAGACCAUCAGUCUGCGCACGAGAAUCGAUGGGGUGGAGGCGGGCGGCGAUGAGGACCCCACGGCGGAGCCCGUCGCCGAGACCGCCGCGGCGACGGUCACAACCAAGUCCGAUAAUCAAAAUUUGUUACUAACAUGUGGAUCAUUUCCAUUUGUCUCACUCUCCAUCCAGGCCGCGGGCAAAGAUGCCGAUAACUCAUUGGACGCGAAUGCGAUCAAUGAACAAUUGGAGACGAUAAGGGUGGUGCGCGAGGCUGUGGCCGCGGCCGCGGCCAAGGAUCGUCUGGAGACCACUCAGCAGGAGGAGCAGGGAGUGCGAAAUCUCGAGGCGACGGGCGACCAGAGCCCGGCCGAGUCGCAAGCUCCGGCCGUCGAUGAUCUCUCCCUGGACAACGAGGCGGACGACGAGAACAGAAACAAGAGGUUCAGCUCUUCUGGCGGAAGUGGUGGCACAGCAGGCUCAGGAAACUUCCUUUUCGACAUUAUCCGUCAAACAGCAGAUCGUGCUGCCCGUGCUGCUGGAACCGUUUACCGGGUAGUUGCUGGAACUGAAUCACUCGGUGUCAACAUAUCCGCCUCUCACAAAGCGACUGUGCCCCUAACAGACGGGACAUCAAGUAUUGGACAGAGUCCUUCGCUCUUCGCCGGCAGCUCAGGCACUCAGUCCCAGGACGAAAGCGCCAACGCGGCCGAUGGCGCGGCUGUCGGCGGUGAUGGAUACACCGAAGGCAUUCCUGGACCAGUCACUCGACUCUUUGUGCUUGGCAACCGAGGACUCUCCAAUCUCAUUCAAGAUUUAAUUUUGCGCAUCGCUCGGACUAGUGAGCGACUCGUGAACUUCAAGGCACGACUCAUAACUUCCCUUAUCUAAGAAGGACUCUCCUGAGCUCAUCGCAUUCGCCCAAGCGCCCAAAUGACUCUGCUGUCUGGAAAUACUCAGCCACAUUCUGCUCAUCCUCCGGAGCUUCUUUCCUCAUCUUCGCUUUUGCCUCUUGUUUCCUGCACGCUCUCUGCCUCGAAGCCUCUUUCUCUGUAGCGCUUUAUUUAUGAGAAGCUCUAACACGUUGAUAAAAGGAAUUUUUUGGUGGUUGGUCAACCAUUUAUGUGGCUAUUCUUGGUACAUUUCUCUCGUAAUAUUUAUUCUCUCCGAAUGCAUAGUUAAAUUGUCUCUAUUCAUAGUCUCUAAUCCAUUGUCAUCUUUGGAGUGAAAUCAGUAGAAGAUCUUUCCUUUCCUCUUCUCUGUCUCUGCACUGUAUCUGUAGCAUUUUUUUUGUGUAUGUUUAUGUAGCCAACUUACCUCUGUUCAAUUUUGACUGUGGUAAUUUAUAGUGUUUUGAUUUUCUCCUCGACUUUAUCUCACCCGAAAACUGCCGCCCGAAGUCAAAUCAUUCGCAGACGAUUUUACAAUACUCAAAAAGGAAAAUUUCAAUGAAUGGUGAAACUGAAGAAAAAACACUGUUUCACGAAAUUCUCUUGUGGAAAAUUCUCUGCAAAGUCUCUGAAAAAAAAAGAAAAAGCACCACUUUUUACAAAUCCAACAUUUGAAAACUAUAAUAAUUCAUGAAAGAUCAAAAGUCAUUGUAUGUAAAUAGAUUGAAAGGUAUAAAGAAAAAAAAACUACAAAUAGAUAAUAGAAGAAAUGUGUAAAUAUUACAUGCCUAAUGUAACAAAAACAUGGAUAAUUCUCUAAAAGAAAAAAAAAAUGAAGCGAUAAAGUAAAUUCAACAAAAGUAAAUUUGUGAUUGUCUCAAUGUACGAGUAUAUUAUAAGUCUUUUUUUUAUAUAAUUUAAUAUUGCCCGUUUUCUGGUUGUAUAAAAAGUUUUUUUUUAUGAAUUGGGAGUCUUUGUCAAAAUAAAAAUAAAUUCUUAGUGUGAAGGCUUUUUUGCCAUAGACAAGGUUGUAAUUUAUAGCAAUUCCAAGCAUCAUAUCCAUGCGACUGCGCUGUUCCAAAUGGAAAAAAGAAGUGAGGACAAAAGUGUGUUUUGUAAUCAUUUGAAAAUAUCACAAUGUAUUAAUUCUUAUCACAAACAUUGAGAAGACGAACAAAAAGCUAAUGUGUAAAUAAAACAGAAUAUAUUCCUUGUAUGU